Messenger RNA from Penaeus indicus, 1507 nucleotides. RefSeq lists its product as uncharacterized. The record is from RefSeq and is a predicted model, not a curated record. Lineage: Eukaryota; Metazoa; Arthropoda; Malacostraca; Decapoda; Penaeidae. The coding region runs from base 385 to 1233 and encodes 282 amino acids. The transcript has 5 exons.
AUAAGUCUUUCUGCAGAUUAUUCUUUAUAUUACAAUAUCUUGCAUUUUUAUUUCAUUUCAGGAAAUAUACUUAUAGAUGAACUAGAAGAAAAUUUAAUUGAUGCAGAUAGUGGUUUCAUUGAGGAAGCUGCUUUGAAAACUGAGCAACAGCAUAGAGUAACUUCAAGAGAACAAGCUACAAAUGAUUCCAUUGCUCCAACUGAGGAGCUUCAAGAGGAUUCUAAGGAAGCAGAUGGACAAAAUGUUCUGUUGGAUAGGGCUUUACGUGCAACAAAUUCUGGGACAGCCAAUACACAACAAAAACUGAAAGUCAGUUUCUAUGAGUCAAAUCCUUACAAUUCUGUGUCUGGCCAGCGUAAAUCUAAAGGUUUGGCAAGCAGCAUUAUGAGAGGAGCUCGGAAAAAGACUGUGCGAAAUUUAGAAUUACCUGACCCAGGGGAACUGGGGUUGGAUAAGCAGCUGAUAGAAAGUGAUCAGAAUUUUGCAGAGGAUGAAGCUUCGGAAUCAGAGGACGAUUACGCCUUCAUGACUCGUGCAAUCAAGGGCCCAUCACUAGUACUUGCGCAAGCUCUACAUAUGCCUGGAAUUAUAGCCAGUGCGGUUUUGACGGUUGGUGAUAAUCAGAGUCCAAAGGCUCGAGAUGAGGCCUCGGACAACAAUAAUCAAGAGAUGAUAGGAAACAAAAACAGUAAGAAUGUGCAAGAAAAGAAUGUUGAUUGUCAAGCAAGUUCAAACAACUUCAGCAAAAGAAAUGCAGAUGAUGUUGACUGUCAGGUAUAUUCAUCAAAACAGACAAGGCUCAAAUCUGGCAAAGAUGUUAAAAGAAAGGGAGUCUUUAAAGAAAGACCCAAUGAGAACUUACAAGAUUUUGAUUGUGAUUCCGAGUUUUCAAAUAUGUUAAGGCAACAGAAAAUUGAGAAAAGGAGAAUAAUGAAAGAAAAUUCUGAGGUGGCAGCGGAGGCUAUAAAUGUUGAAGCUGGAUAUGCUAAUACUUCAGCAUUAAGGGCAAACCAGAAUCCCAUUUUGAGUGCUGAUGCAAGAAAACAAGCAGAGCAGAAGUGGAAGGAGAAAUUAGCAUCACUAACCAUAAAAGUCCAGCGACCACAAAGUGCCAAGCCAGGAACCUCCUUUUCUUACAAUAUGGUGACCUCAGCUUCACAGUCACCAGCUUCCAAAAGCCAUUCAAAGGCUUCACUUCCUCAUAAGAAGAAUGAACACUUUUCUCAGCGGUGAAGCAUUUGUAGCUGAAGUAAUCCUGAAGAAUAUUCUCAAGGAAUAAAAAGCUAUGAUAAAAAUAAUAAAACGAUCGUCAAAAUCUCAGGUACUUCAGAAUUAUAUAAUCAUAUAGCAAGAUAAAAGAAGAAAGGUGAAGUAUGCUGAUAUGUAUGUAUGUAUAUAUUUUCUAUUUUCAUGUAUAAGUUUUCAGUUUACUUUAUCAAAAAUUCUUCUUUAUAGUUAUUUUAUUUUUCAUGGAGUUGAAGUAAAAAUACCUAUUCAUUUUGUACAA